AUGCUAAAACAUCCGCCUCUGAUUAGAAUGAGGAGUAAUGGAAAGGAUGAAAGACAUCCUGGACUGGAGUCAGUGGGACGUAAAUCAAGCAUCGACCAACUUUCAAAGGUGUCAACGUUUGGAACAAUGUUGGAGAACGUGCGUACACUUGCGUCGUCCAAAGGCUUAUGGGAUGAUGAGAUGCAAAGAGAUCUCCCUAAGAAAUGGGAGAAACACGGAGACAUGAUUGUUUUCCCGCAGAACUCGUUCACACACAACAACUGGAGGUAUAUUGGUCGAGAAUUAUGGCGUGUUGUGGCUGAAUCACUGAAUAUUACGCGUCUGGGGCGAAAACGUUUCAUCGGGAAUGAUGACGAAAGAACGCCUCAUGUGGACUUACUGUACGGAGAGCAUGGUUGGGUUGAACAUGUCGACGAUAGGGGAAUACGAUUUUUAUACGAUGCGUCAAAAAGAGUGUUCAACAACAAAAAAGUGCCAGAAAUGCAACGGAUAUCUGACUGGGAUUGUCACGGAGAAACUGUUGUCGAUAUGUAUGCAGGCCUUGGCUACUACUCGCUUCGAUUCUUGAUCUGUUGUGGAGCAAAACAAGUGAUCUCCAUUGAUUGGUCGGACGACAUGUGCGAAGCCCUAAGAAGAACUGCUGAAGCAAACAACGUCCAGGAUCGCAUGAUAGUUACUGAGGGGGAUAGUCGAAGGGUGACACCUUGUCUUGUCGCCGAUCGUGUGUUCCUUGGCUUAGUGCCAACAUGUCGAGCACACUGGCUCACAGCAUGUAAAGCACUACGACUGGAGGGUGGUAUGCUCCACAUCCAUGAAAUUCUAGAUGUCUCUUCCAGCGGAGAUUCUCGGAAGGACAAGGAAAUCAAACCACUGCCAAAACUGCAAUCAGUCGAGGAGGAAGGCUCAGUCAAAGAAAAUAAACCGACUUUAGCAAAAUGCUCCUCGAAUCCACAGCGCGAAAAUAAUGGAACAACCGAAAAAACACCCGUUAAACGUCAACUUUCACGGUCCCAAUCCAUUGUCUUAGAAAUGGAAAGCCGAGUAUUUCCACUUCCAAGGGUUUUGAAAGAGUUCGAGCAGAGGGCUUGGAAAUCGCUUUCACAACCAUACAAGGAUUUUGCUAUGGAUUGCGCUACAAAUUGCACGCGAUUCUUGAACAACAUCCACUUUUCCGACACGAUGUAUUGCGUUACUAUUGUCAAUCUAACAAAAUAUGGAAGCUCAUCACCGAAGUCGGAUCAUGUUGUGGUCGACUUGCUUUGCUGCUUAGAAGAUGCUCCCAUAGAAAAAAUGUCAUCAAAGUACUUGGCUUUGAAUCAUGCAUAG
Necator americanus (New World hookworm) is the source of this 1326-nucleotide messenger RNA. RefSeq lists its product as uncharacterized. The transcript is spliced from 12 exons. Gene Ontology annotation, cellular component: cytoplasm. NCBI's taxonomy places the organism in Eukaryota, Metazoa, Nematoda, Chromadorea, Rhabditida, Ancylostomatidae. Bases 1 to 1326 code for a protein of 441 amino acids. The record is from RefSeq and is a predicted model, not a curated record. Gene Ontology annotation, biological process: wybutosine biosynthetic process; tRNA methylation. Gene Ontology annotation, molecular function: tRNA methyltransferase activity.